This is a messenger RNA of Bactrocera oleae (olive fruit fly), 2059 nucleotides long. RefSeq names its product methionine synthase reductase. Gene Ontology annotation, molecular function: FMN binding; flavin adenine dinucleotide binding; [methionine synthase] reductase (NADPH) activity. The record is from RefSeq and is a predicted model, not a curated record. Gene Ontology annotation, cellular component: cytosol. Lineage: Eukaryota; Metazoa; Arthropoda; Insecta; Diptera; Tephritidae. Gene Ontology annotation, biological process: homocysteine metabolic process.
ACAACCAACAUUACAUAGAAUAGCCUUUCUUUCAAUUAUUCACUAUUUAAAAUAGCUAUAAGUCUAUUUUAUUAAAUACAUAAAACAAAAAUUUAGAUUUUUCAAUAUUUAUAUUUCUCUGGAAGUGAAUAAUACUUAUUUAAGCAAUUAUUUGCACAAGUGCUAACAAUGUGAAACAUGUGUUAGAUAUGUAUGACUAGUCGAUACAUUUAACAAUAUCGAACUUAUUUUGUAUAUCGAAUCGAAUGCUGAUGCAAUAGAUGAUACCAUGUAUAUCAACUGAUAUUUCUAAUGGUUUCUUAAUAAGUCGAUAUCUUUCAUCCUUUUCUUUAGACUAACAGCCGUGCCUCUCAAAAGAUAUUUGAAAGAUGGUGUGCCCAAGUGAAUCUACUGCUUCCGGGUUUGAUUUCCUUAAUAUUAAGGACUACAUUCUGGAGAAACAUGUAUCUCCAAAGCUGUCGGAGCCCAUUUAUUCGGUUACAUUUGUGGAUUGCUUGGUUGAAAACAAGUUUUUCUCAAGCUCAAACAUACUCACUCACAGCUUCAAUGUACUGAGCUUGUUUGGCCGUUUGGCAAAACAGAAGCUGUACCAAUGCAAGUGCCUGUUAAAGCGGCACAGAUCUUGGCCGAAGCUGACGAUGAAAUUAAAGGAAAGCGGAUAUUGGAAAUAACGCUUGAUAUGCAAACAGACGCAGAGUAUUUUCAACCUGGGGAUACAAUUGGUAUACUACCGAACAAUAACAUUAAUGAUGUGCAAUUACUGCUGAAACACAUGCACCUAACAGAUAAUAUUGAAAAUAUAUUCCAACUGCAAAUUUCUGCAAAGUGCAUCAAAAAAACUGCAAAAUUGCCGACAUACAUUCCAAAUCGCUGCACGCCAUAUCGAUUAUUACGUGACUGUUUAAGCAUACAUGCCAUACCGAAGAAACAAUUCCUUAAUGUUUUAGCCAGUUGUUGUGAGGAUAAUGAUGAACGAGCAUUUCUAAGCAGCUUAUCCUCAAAGGAAGGUAGUAGUUACUACAACGAACUAAUUUUAGAACGUGGUCUUAAACUUAUCGAUCUGCUUAAAUUAUGUCCUUCAUGUAAACCUAAAUUAGAACUACUUAUUGAACAUCUACCGCGUUUACUGCCACGUCCCUACUCAAUAGCGAAUAUGCCUAUUGCGAAUGAUAUAAAAGUUAUUUUCUCAAUACUCUCAGAAAAACCUGGUGUUACAACCAAUAUGUUAAACAAUCUGGCGGCACCUUUGCUCAACGCUGCGGUUCCUUCAGAGUUGCCAAAAAUUACAAUGUAUGCACGACAACCAAAUCAAUUUCGUUUUACUUCACAAGAAGCCAACGAAAGAAAUCACAUUCUAAUCGGUGUAGGCACAGCUUUAGCGCCUUUUUUAGGUUUUUUAGAACUAAAGAAACAAGAGCUCGCGAACGCUACGUUUACCACGUUAGGCGACACGUGGCUUUUUGCAGGUGCCAUAAAUGAAACACACCUACCACACAGGGAACGUAUAUUAGCAUAUGAAAAAUCUGGUGUGCUACAACGCUACUUUGAGAAUUUUUCCCGGCUGCCGAGUGCCAGCUAUCACUAUGUUCAGGAACAAUUAUUGGCUCAUGCAAGCGAAUUUGUAGAAUUUUUAAUGCAAGAAAAUACUGUGCUAUACAUCUGUGCUGAUGGUGGAUCGAUAUCGAAAUCAAUAGAAAAGUCAAUUGUGGAAUGCUUGGUACAGGUUAAACGUAUAACACCCGAUGAAGCGUCUCAAGAGUUAAAAUUAUUCAAAGGAAAUGGCAAAUAUCGUGAAGAUUUGUGGCUAUAAUUUACUUAAACUUGAUAUCAAACUCAACACAUCCCGACUAUGAGUCAGUUAAACAUGAACAUAUAUUUAUUAAACAGAAGAGUCUCUUGAAAUGUGUUUUAUAUGUACAUAUAUAGAAAAAAAUGUAUAGUAAAUGCUCGAUAAAUUUUUAUUUUUAAAGUUGUUCGUAGAAAUAAAAAUCUUAGUUACAAGAAAAUGAUCGUUUUCUUGUGCAAAUAAUCAAUGAUAAUAAAUUAUUUUUUGAAUGUA